UGUUCAGCAUGGAUGAGAUAAAGAGGGAGAACGACGCGCUGAGGGCGAAGUUGCGCAGCUGCUCUACACUCAACACAUUUUACCACGAAACACAACAAGAAAUUGCUCGUUUAAAUCAAUUGGUCACCUCCAAGGACGGAAUUAUUGCCGAUUUGAAGGCAAGACUGGGGAAGUAUGAGAAAACAGUGGUCAUAGAGGGAGAGGAGCCCUAUAUUGUAGGGCCGUCGAAAUCUCUCAUCGAGAGUUUGUGUAAGGAAAUCUGCAAAUUAAAGCAAAAACUCAAGGAGUCAGAGGCGGACGCCGCCCAGAGAUUGGAAACCAGUAAAACAGAGAUCCAGAGGUUGCAAGAAAAGUUGAAGGAGAAGGAUCAAGAGCUGGAGACCAUCAGGGAAAGGCCUGACCAGGAGAAAGAACGGGAGAUCCAGCGACUGCGCUCCACCUUGGCCGAAAGCGAUCGGACACAGGCCACCAGGGCCGUCCUUUGCAACUCUCUCGCUGAAGAAGCCGAGCAGUGGAGGGCACAGCUGGGGGCCACCGUGCAGGUGUGCCAGGAGCUUCUGGGGCGGCUGGAGAAAGAGAAAAGCAAGACAGCCAUGACGGAUCAGAGAACUCAAGCAAAUGAGACAAAAGAUUCCCCUGAAGUUCCCCAUCUAAAUGUCAUCAUCAGCAAGUUAGAAGAAGAGAACGACCAGCUUAAAAAAAGAGUUGCAUAUGUGGAAAGUUUAAACUCAAAGUGGCAGAAGUACGACUCCAGUAGAGAGGAAUACGUGAGGGGUUUGUGUCAGAAGUUGAAAGAGUCAAACGGUCUGGCAUCCGCAGGACCGACCCUGACCCAAACUCCGGCUGCGGGCAACGUGGCUUUGUUCCAGCAGGAGAUCACGCGGCUCAACGGCCUCCUGCAGGACAAGAUGAUGGAGUGCGAGAGACUCAGCAGAGAGAGGGAUGACAGUAAAAGAAGAGACCAGGAGUGCAUUCAGAUGCUUGAGCAGCAGGUUUUGGCCUAUGUUGAGGAUUUCAAAUCGGAGAGGGCAGACCGAGAAAGGGCUCAGGGUAAAAUCCUGGACCUUCAAGAUGAAGUUGGGAGACUUCAAUUGCAAAUACGCACACAGAGCGUCCAAGAUGCCUCAUCCUCACGGCGACUUCACAUGAGCCUAAAAAAAGUUCCCCACCGACAGACGGACACUGCCGAACCACAAAGAAACAGUCCCCCAGAAACAAGCUCAAAAAGGACUAUCAGUACCACGGCACCACAGGGAGCCGCUGAACUGCAGUGCCCUCGCUGUCUCACCACGUAUGACGACGAGCACGCGACCGAAUACCUAAACCACUGGGACGAGUGUGCCAAGCUGUGAGUCUCUCACCUCACUGACUUUUCACAGGGCACAAAAAGCACUGAGGACAGAAUCACUACAAGCUUGCAGACUAUGGGAUGUUUGACAGGGUGUUGAUGAAGGCAGGGGUACGUUUAAACAGGAUGGAGUCGAAGGAAGAGCUUCUUUUCAGGGGUUAUUUGGCUUGGCUUUUCGAUUGUGGGCUUGGUUGAUGUUUAGAAGGUCGCUUGUGGCAUAGGACUCAAGAUAUGACUUUGGGUUGGCCAUUCCUAGUCCAAAGGCUUAUUUACAUGGCUGUCAUUGAACACAGAUGGUUUGGUUAUGAAAAGUUAUUCAAUCUGAAGAAUUUGUGGUUUAUAAGUCACAGGGUUGUGUCACUUGUUUGGUUUUAUGGUUUUCAGCAUGGUACAUUUUGUUUCAAGAGUAUCAAUCAAAUUUUGCUUAAUACUGUAUUGCAGAUCUGUGUAUAAAUCAGAUGGAUCGUAAAAUUGGUAUCAUAUACCUCACCAAAAUGUAUUCUCUUUAUCAGAUGGUUUGCACUUUGCUAUUUUAAUUAUUGCCAAAUGCAGAUGAUAAAAGUACAUAAACGUUUAUAUUUAAUACAUAAGCUUCUUUAUUAUUAGACUGUUGAAUAUAAUUCAUACUGUUUUUAUGGUGGUGCUAUUUGUAAAGAUUAUUGUUAUAUUUUUAUAAUUAAUUUUUCGUCUAUUUGUAAAAUGUAUUGUUAUUAUUUGCCUUUUGGCUUACAUUUUAAAUCAGAAAUUUUAAUUUGUAACAAUAUACAGAGCAGCACAGCGCACACUAUUAAUAAUCUUUUGAUAAUCGACUUUCUGAUUCAUACACACACACACACACACAUAUAUAUAUAUAUAUAUAUACAUGUGUGUGUGUUUGUAACGGACUAGAUGCAUUGUGUUUCUGUGUUGUACAAACACUAUCAUCACAGAAUCUAAAUUCAUAUAUAUAUAUAUAUAUAUAUAUAUAUAUAUAUAUCAAUCAAACUUUAUUUUCCGAUUAUAAAUGUUAAAAGGCUCUGUCAUAUAACAUGUCAUUACAUACUCUGAGUUUAAGGCACCUUUUGACUGUGAGGUACUUGCCAUUCGAUCCCCCUCUGCAGUUGAAAACAUUCUAGUUUUAAGUAAGAGAGGAAGUUCCCUACAUCCUGGUAAAUUGAAACGUGAAAUUUUCACGCCUCCUAUUGCUGCACAUUUGAACACUUUAACAGGGUUUUAAGGCACUAACAGCAAAAAAUAUUAAUUGACAAUAAUAUAUCACAGAGACGCCAAACUAAGACAGAAAAAUGUGAUCACUAUAGGAGGAUUUAUUUUUAUAAUAAAAUAUUUGCUCAAGGAG
This is a messenger RNA of Onychostoma macrolepis, 2684 nucleotides long. It is a transcript of the gene tnip2, whose product is annotated as TNFAIP3 interacting protein 2. Gene Ontology annotation, biological process: regulation of transcription by RNA polymerase II; cellular response to lipopolysaccharide. The transcript has 6 exons. Bases 9 to 1352 code for a protein of 447 amino acids. The record is from RefSeq and is a predicted model, not a curated record. NCBI's taxonomy places the organism in Eukaryota, Metazoa, Chordata, Actinopteri, Cypriniformes, Cyprinidae. Gene Ontology annotation, molecular function: K63-linked polyubiquitin modification-dependent protein binding.